UUUUUGCUGCAAACGGAAGAGAAAAUGAGAAAUAUUUGUUGAAAAAUAUUAAGGAAAUGCAUCGUCUGUCAAAAAUAAUGAACAUAUUCGUAACAAUCGCGGCGGUGUGCUGGCUUGCGUCGAAUGUUGUUCAGAGGCUCAGGGAUGAAUCAACUGCUCAAGUGCAGCUGAAGAUGAUUAAACACAACUUGAAGCAUUUGUUUGACGAGACUAGUUUGAACAAAUCCAGUGGUUUAUACGACGAUGUGACUGAAAAGAAAUUGUAUAAGAAGUUUGUGUAUUAUGUAAAACGAUAUGAGAGACUUGUUUGGUAUAUUACUGAAGUAAACGGCGUUUUCAACCCAUCGAUGACAUUUCAGUUCCUGACGUCAUCAAUCACCAUGUGCAUAGUAAUUUAUGAGAUGAGCGAGACUUCUGUACUUUCUAUGGAAUUUAUAUUUCUAAUGGUAUUGAUUGUUAUUCUGUUGAUUCAAGUAUUUCUUUACUGUUAUUAUGGAAAUCUGGUGAGGCAUGAGAGCGAGUCAAUGAACACAUGUUUGUACGAAAGCGAGUGGACGUCGUCAUCUCCUCGGUUCCGUCGGGCGAUGCUGAUUGCCAUGGCGCGGUGGUCAAAGUCUAUGACCACGCGAGUGGCUCGAAUCAUACCGUUGGCUCUUGACACUUUUAUUUCUAUCAUAAAAUUUUCGUACACACUGUAUACAGUGAUGUCAUCAAACAAGGAUAAAUAAAAUAUCUAAGGUACAAUAAGUAUAUAAUUAAAUAGUUACUUAGUAAACACUAUUCUAUCUCAUAAAUGUUUCAAUAAAUAUAUAAACUACGAAUCUUAG
This is a messenger RNA of Manduca sexta (tobacco hornworm), 827 nucleotides long. Its product is annotated as putative odorant receptor 19b. Gene Ontology annotation, biological process: sensory perception of smell; detection of chemical stimulus involved in sensory perception of smell. Gene Ontology annotation, cellular component: plasma membrane. Bases 57 to 728 code for a protein of 223 amino acids. The transcript is spliced from 6 exons. NCBI's taxonomy places the organism in Eukaryota, Metazoa, Arthropoda, Insecta, Lepidoptera, Sphingidae. The record is from RefSeq and is a predicted model, not a curated record. Gene Ontology annotation, molecular function: olfactory receptor activity; odorant binding.